Molecule: messenger RNA, 1658 nt
Organism: Chaetomium fimeti
Lineage: Eukaryota; Fungi; Ascomycota; Sordariomycetes; Sordariales; Chaetomiaceae
Exons: 3
Coding region: 273-1601 (442 amino acids)
Biological process (GO): ubiquitin-dependent protein catabolic process
Cellular component (GO): cytoplasm
Molecular function (GO): ubiquitin binding; ubiquitin conjugating enzyme binding
Source: RefSeq, a predicted model, not a curated record
GUUUAUGCCGGGUACUUGUGCUUUGGCGGUCUGCCUUAUCGAUAGUCGUCAGCUGGGUGUGGCUUGAGGGGUGGGCCGCAUGAGGGGCUACGUAAUCUGGGCGCAUGCGACAGCUGCGAAGGCGAUAUUCCGAACCAGACCCAGCAAACAAGCUUCAUUCCUUGAUAAACGCGCAAGCAAGUCUCGACCAAAGGAAACUGGCCAUCUUCCCACGCCCUUGAGUCUCAUAAUUUUCACCUCCCAUUUUCCAAAUCUCGAUUAGACAGCUCGAAAUGUCGGCCGAAGCGACCAAUACGCCCCAGGCGCCCGAAUCUCCUACGACCGUUCGACCUCUCGAGAUGGAUGACGACGAUGUUCAGGAGCAAGGGACGCUGAAUGUCGAGGACGCUGCUGCCAAGUCCAACGCAACAACGCCUGCCUCAGCAAAUGCGACCACCACCGGAUCAGACGAAGCUGCUCCACCGAGACCUCCCCGGCCGCUGUCCGAGGAACAAAAGAGCCAGCAGAUGUUGAAGGAGGCAUUCCCGACCGUCGAUGACAGCGUCAUCAAAGCCGUACUCAGGGCUAGCAGCGGGCGCAUCGAGUCCGCCUUCAACGCGCUCCUCGAGAUGACAGACCCCGAUGCCGCCGAGCGGGACCGUCCGCCCCCGCAGCCCCCGAGGCCCGUUGUAGACCCCCUGGGCCCUACCUCGACCGACCAGUCGCAGCUCGAGGCCGACGAGAUAUACGCGCGCCAGCUUGCCGAACACUACGAGAACGUGGGCGCAUACGAGGCCAGGACCUCCAAUCGGGGCCAUCCCGGUGGCGGCCACGCCCGUCGGCAGCAGACCGGUCUCGGGCCGCAGGACGACCCGUACGACCGCGAGCACAGCUUCAUCGACGACGACCUACCCGUUAUCAAGGAGAGCCUGCGCAAGGGCUUCGUGGAGACGCAGAGCAAGGUCAACACGUGGUUCACGAAUCUGAAGAAGAGGAUCGACGACCAGUUCGACGAGGAGGAUGAGCGCGAGCGCGAGGCUCGGGCAAGUGGUCAGUUCAUGGGGCGGCCGACGCGCGACCAAACGCGGAGGAGCAAUGACUACGACCGCUACGAUGCGGACCCCGAGCUACUGAGCGACGACUUCGCGGGGAUGAAAUUCCGCAGUGACGGUACGCCCGUCCAACCCCAACAGGCCUUUGGCGGCAGCAACCCGAACCUCUUCAAGCCGCCCCCGCCCUCCAAGUCCCCCAAGCCAGGCGACGGCAGGAAGGUCUCGUUCCGCGACACGGUCGAGGACAUCGACGCUUACAACGCGUCGCCCAAGAUCCCGCCAAAGGACGCCGCCGCCCCCGGUCCCGGAGGCACGGCCAAGGCAAGCAAGUGGCAGCCGCUGUCCCCGGUCGACCCGAACCCGAUCGUGGAGAACGACCCGUUCAGCCUCGGGGACAGCGACGACGAGCGGGAGAUGAAGGAUAAGACAGGGUCCAGGGAGAUUAAAAUGGAGGAUACCGAGCGGUUGAAACAGGCCACGGCGGACGCGAUGGCGGACAGUUUGGUGGAGGACAAGAGCAAGGGGGAUGGUGGUAGUGGGGGUGCUGCUGGUGGUGCUGGGACUAAAUAGGGGGUGGCGGCACGUGCUUGUGGUUAGGUAUUGAAUAUUCACAGCGUUGAUUGUUAA